Molecule: messenger RNA, 1671 nt
Organism: Cavenderia fasciculata
Lineage: Eukaryota; Evosea; Eumycetozoa; Acytosteliales; Cavenderiaceae
Exons: 3
Coding region: 1-1671 (556 amino acids)
Biological process (GO): transmembrane transport
Cellular component (GO): plasma membrane
Molecular function (GO): transmembrane transporter activity
Source: RefSeq, a predicted model, not a curated record
AUGGGUUUAGAAGGAGAUAGAAGUCCACAACUACAACAGGGUGGCAAUCAAACACCUCCUCUUCAACAACAACAACAAUAUAAUCAAGGACUUCCAUAUGUUCAACCAAACUAUACUAAUAAUAAUAAUAAUGCAGGUUCACAACAAGGAUACCAAGGUAACCCAUACCAACAACCAGCUUAUUAUCAACCUGCUCCACAUGAACAACAACAACAACAAUAUAAUCAACAACCAUAUGUUGUACCACAACAACAACCAAACCCAGUAUAUGGAUUACAACAACCAUGGGAUCAACAAAAUCAACAACAACAACAAUACCAACAAAAUGAUAAUCAACCAUUACUUCAACCAAUCUUUAUUCCACCACAAACCUAUGUAUAUAACGAAACAUGUGAAAAGUUCCCAGAUGGACCAAAGUAUCAAGACAUAUUAUACACUGUAUUGUUUGUAAUUCAUUUACUUGCAUUGGUAUUGGUCUACUUUGUUUCAUUGUCUAGACCAGUCAUUAAUGAAAGUUUUGUUGGUGGUGAUUCACAAAACUAUCCAUUGCUUGCCUUUGUCGGUAUCUCUGCACUCAUUUCAGUCAUCUAUCUCUUUGGUUGGUUACACAUUGCUCGUCGUCAUGCAGUUGGACUCAUCAAAGCAACCUUUAUCAUUAAUAUUAUCAUUACCAUUAUCCUUUGUAUCGUCGCCUUUGUCACUGGCAAUUGGUUUAUGGGUGCAUUAUUAAUCUUUGUCGCAUUGAUUUGUUUCAUUUUCUUUAUCUCUUUGAUAAAGAGAAUUGAUUUUACUGCUGCUCUUUUAACAAGUUCAAUUGAAUUAUUAGAUAGAUUCCCAGCAUGUUAUAGAGUUGGAUUUGCUUCAUUGGUUGUAAACUUUAUUUGGUUAAUUCUUUGGGGUUUGGCAGUUACCAGAAUGUCAUAUACCUUUACUGAUACUUCAUUUAACAUUCUAUUUGUUUUCAUGGUCUUUAGUUUUUAUUGGGUGACUAAUGUAAUCAAAAAUGUAGUACAUUGUACUAUUAGUGGAUUAUUUGCAUCAUGGUAUUUCCUUGAUGGUAGUGUUGGAAUGCCACCAAGUCCAACCGCAAAGUCAUUCAAGAGAGCUAUUACAACAUCGUUUGGAAGUAUUUGUUUUGGUAGUUUAUUACUCGCCAUUGUAUCUACACUACGUUAUAUUGCACAAUCAUUGCAAAGCAGCAAGAAUGGUAUUGUUCAAUUGGUUGGUUGUCUCCUCAACUGUAUCUUGUCACUAUUCGAAUCUGUUCUCCAACUUUUCAACGUCUAUGCCUAUACUCAGGUAGCCAUCUACGGCAAGAGUUAUUGUGAUGCUGCACGUAGUACUAUGGACCUCGUCAAGAAUCGUGGUGCCGAUCUCAUCGUCAAUGACAACUUUAUCAGCACUGCACUCUCCAUCUCUAUCCUUUUGGGUGCCGUCUUGGCUGGCAUUGUUGGUUUCAUUAUCAGUCUUGCCGUAUCAUCAGCUCCCGCCAUCUCUUGGUUGAUGAUCUUCUGUAUCUCCUUUUCCUUUAUCAUGAUUGUCAUGGAGGUCAUUUAUUCUGGUGUUGUUACCACAGUCGUUUGUUUCUUGAUGGAACCAAAUAUCCUUGCUCAAUCAAAACCAGAUAUUUAUAGAUUGUAUACUACAACUUAUAACAAAUUAAUUCUUUAA